AUGCCCAACUUUUUUCUGCUGUUGCUACUGCUCUGGGGUCUGGGGUCUCACGGCUUCCCAGCGGCUCCAGAAACACAAGAGCAAGAUGUGGAGAUAGUCCAGAAAUACCUGGAAAACUACUAUGACCUGAAGAAUGAUGGGAGGAAAAUUGAAAAGAAGAGAAGCAGUGACUCCGUGGUUGAAAAAUUGAAGCAAAUGCAGGAAUUCUUUGGGCUAAAGGUGACUGGGAAGCCAGACACUGAGACCCUGAAGGUGAUGAAGCAGCCCAGAUGUGGGGUGCCCGAUGUGGCACGGUUUGUCCUCACUCAGGGGAACCCUCGUUGGGAGCAAACACAUCUGACCUACAGGAUUGAAAAUUACACACCAGAUUUGCCAAGGGCAGAUGUGGACCAUGCCAUUGAGAAAGCCUUUCAACUCUGGAGUAAUGCCUCACCCCUGACAUUCACCAAGGUCUUUGAAGGCCAAGCAGACAUCAUGAUAUCCUUUGUCAGGGGAGAUCAUCGGGAUAAUUCUCCCUUUGAUGGACCUGGAGGAAACCUUGCUCAUGCUUUUCAGCCAGGCCCAGGUAUUGGAGGGGAUGCUCAUUUUGAUGAAGACGAACAGUGGACCAACAAUUUCAGAAAUUACAACUUGUAUCGUGUUGCGGCUCAUGAAUUGGGGCAUUCCCUUGGACUCUCUCAUUCUACCGAUAUUGGGGCUUUGAUGUACCCCACCUACACAUUCAGUGGUGAUGUUCAGCUAGCUCAGGAUGACAUUGAUGGCAUCCAAGCCAUAUAUGGACCUUCCCAAAAUCCCAACCAGCCAACAGGCCCACAAACUCCACAAGUGUGUGAUAGUAAGCUAACCUUCGAUGCUGUAACUACAAUUCGGGGAGAAGUGAUGUUCUUUAAAGACAGUUUUGCAUGUAAAAGAGAAGGUAAUAAGUACUGGGCUGUUCAGGGGCAAAAUGUGCUACCUGGUUACCCCAAGGACAUCUACAGAUCCUUUGGCUUCCCUAGAACUGUGAAGCAUAUCAAUGCUGCUGUUUCUGAGGAAGAUACUGGAAAAACAUACUUCUUUGUUGCUAACAAAUACUGGAGGUAUGAUGAAUAUGAACAAUCCAUGGAUGCAGGUUAUCCCAAAAUGAUAGCACACGACUUUCCUGGAAUUGGCCACAAAAUUGAUGCUGUUUUCAAGAAAGACGGAUUCUUCUAUUUCUUUCGUGGAACAAGACAAUACAAAUUUGAACCUAAAACAAAGAGAAUUUUGACUCUCCUGAAAGCUAAUAGCUGGUUCAACUGCAGAAAAAAUUGA
Messenger RNA from Propithecus coquereli (Coquerel's sifaka), 1293 nucleotides. It is a transcript of the gene MMP1, whose product is annotated as matrix metallopeptidase 1. Gene Ontology annotation, molecular function: zinc ion binding; metalloendopeptidase activity. The transcript is spliced from 10 exons. Lineage: Eukaryota; Metazoa; Chordata; Mammalia; Primates; Indriidae. Gene Ontology annotation, biological process: collagen catabolic process; extracellular matrix organization; proteolysis. Gene Ontology annotation, cellular component: extracellular matrix. The record is from RefSeq and is a predicted model, not a curated record. Bases 1 to 1293 code for a protein of 430 amino acids.